AUGCCACAAGCCAAACACCAUAUAUCAAAUACCAAAAGUCAAUGUACCCACAUGUUCUCAGACAAGACCAUCGGUCUCAUCUGGCCAAAAGAACAAAAUAUUUCUCAUGCCUGUGCUGCCUCCAGGGCGAACACUUUCGAAGAGCAAUGGGUCAUGAGAGCAAUCAAGGUACAAGCAGCAUCAGAGCUGAAGAUAGCGAAUGUCCCCACUGUGUCCUGA
Messenger RNA from Botrytis porri, 219 nucleotides. RefSeq lists its product as uncharacterized. NCBI's taxonomy places the organism in Eukaryota, Fungi, Ascomycota, Leotiomycetes, Helotiales, Sclerotiniaceae. Bases 1 to 219 code for a protein of 72 amino acids. The transcript has a single exon. The record is from RefSeq and is a predicted model, not a curated record.